Molecule: messenger RNA, 3008 nt
Organism: Trichechus manatus latirostris (Florida manatee)
Lineage: Eukaryota; Metazoa; Chordata; Mammalia; Sirenia; Trichechidae
Product: mucin-16
Source: RefSeq, a predicted model, not a curated record
CUGCUGAGCCUGCCCUGGUUCCGUUCACCUUGAACUUCACCAUCACCAACCUGUGCUACACGGAUGACCCAGCCUCCACCAAGUUCAACUUUACUGAGAGGAUCCUGCAGCACCUGCUUGGGCCCUUGCUCAGUAAAACCAGUGUUGGCCCCCUCUACUCUGACUGCAGACUGACCUCGCUCAGGGCCAAGAAGGACCAGGAAGCCACCAGAGUAGACACUGUCUGUACCCUCUGCCCUGACCCUGAUGGUCCCAGGCUGGACAGAGAGUGGCUUUACUGGGAGCUGAACCAGCUGACCCAAGGGAUCAGCCAGCUGGGCCCCUACACCCUGGACAGGGACAGUCUCUAUGUGAAUGGUUACACCCACUGGGCCUCAACCACCACCUCCACCAGUGAGUAUUACAGACCUCAAUAUCCCUGUGUGCCUGGAACCACCUUACAUCUCCUGAACAAUAGGAACUACUGGACCAGCAACCCCUCUCCCCCGCCACUACUUACCAUCAGGAAAGGAAAAGGACCUAAGAAGGAAGGGGAAGCCACCAGAGUAGAUGUCAUCUGCACCCUCCGCCCUGACCCUGAGGGCCCCAGGUUGAACAGAGAGCGGCUUCACUGGGAGCUGAAACAGCUGAUCUAUGGGGUUACCCAGCUGAGCCCCUACACCCUGGACAGGGACAGUUACACCAACUGGGCCUCUGCCACCACCUCCACCACAGCUGUGACCUCCACAUCCUUCUCAGCAUCCUCUCUUGCACCUGCCCUCACCACCAAGCCCACAGGGACAUCUCUCUCUUCUUCUCCCAAUACAGCUGCUGAACCUACCCUGGUUCCGUUCACCCUCAGCUUUACCAUCACCAACCUGUGCUACAUGGAUGACAUGGGACGCCCAGGCUCCACCAAGUUCAACUUCACUGAGAGGGUCUUGCAGUGCCUGCUUGGAACUUUACUCAAUAAGACCAGCAUCGGUGCCCUGUACUCUGGUUGCAGACUGGCCUGCCUCAGGCCUGAGAAGGUAGAAACCACUGGAGUGGAUGCUGUCUGCACCUACUACUCUGACCCUGAGGGCCCCAGGUUGGACAGAGAGCAGCUGUACUGGGCACUGAGCCAGUUGACCCAUGGUGUCAACCAACUGGACUACUACAGUCUAGACCAAGACAUUCUUUAUAGACAGUUUUUCAAUAGUUUCACCUAUGGAGCCUCAGCCUCAACUACAACCACGAGGAUUCGAGGAUUCGAUUCGUUCACCCUGAACUUCACCGUCGACAACCUGAGCUACUCGGCAGACAUGGGCCGACCCGGCUCCCUCAAGUUCAACAUCACGGACACCCUCAUGCAGCACCUGCUCAGCCCCGUGUUCCAGAGGAGCAGCCUGGGUGCCGGAUAUGCAGGCUGCAGGCUCACCGCGCUAAGGUCUGAGAACAAUGGUGCCUGGACAGGGAUGAACACCCUCUGCACCUACUGGCAGCCCCCUAGGGGUCCAGGCCUGUGUGCCAAGCAAGUAUUCCAUGAGUUGAGCUGGCAGACCCACGGCAUUACCCGCCUGGGCCCCUACUCACUGGACAAGGACAGCCUCUACCUCAAUGGUUAUAAUGAACGUAGGCCAGCUGAGCCUCCUACAAAUCCUGAGUUGGCCACUACAGUCCUGCCUCCUUCAUCAGCACCUGUGCAGCCAGAAGCCACCACAGGUAUCUGAGGCUACGGACAUACCCUGAAGACCCUCAAGCUCAACUUCACCAUCUCCAACCUCCAGUAUUCACCAGACAUGAGCAACCUCAGCUCUGCCACUUUCAACUCCACUGAGAGGAUCCUGCAGCACCUGCUCAGACCCUUGUUCCAGAACAGCAGCCUGGGCCCCUUCUACUCAGAUUGUAGACUGAUCUCCCUCAGGCCUGAGAAGCACAGGGCAGCAACCAGAGUGGACGCCAUCUGCACCUACAGCUCUGACCCUGUGGGCCACAGACUACACAGAGAACAGCUGUACUGGGAGCUGAGCCAGCUGACUUUAGGCAUCACCCAACUGGGUUACUCCACCCUGGACAGGGGCAGCCUCUCUGUCAAUGGCUAUGCAUCCCAGAGUUUAUUGACCCAGAGUCAGUACCUGCUACACUUUCGCAUUGUCAGCCGGAAUCUCAGCGACCUGGACCCUGGGUCCUCAGAGUACACUGCACUGCUGUGGGACAUCCAGGACAAGGUGAGGUCUCUCCUGCCCCUCCCUUCUCUUCCUGCCCUGGGUCACUCUCUGUUGAGCUCUGUGUUGGUCACCAUCAAGGCCCUGUUCUCCUCUAAUCUGGAACCCAGCAUAGUGGAGCAAGUCUUCCUAGCCAGGACCCUGAAUGCCUCAUCCCACUGGCUGGGCACCACUUACCAGCUGGAGGACCUGCAUGUGACAGGAGUGGAGCCAUCAGUUUAUCUACUGACAGACAAACAGACGAGCAGCACCAGCCCCCAGCACUUCCAGCUGAAUUUCACUGUCACCAACCUACUAUAUUCCCAAGACAUAGCCCAGCCAAACUCUAUCAAAUACCAGCGGAACAAGAGAAGUAUCGAGGAUGUGCUCAACCAGCUCUUCCGAAACAGCAGCAUCAAGAGUUCUUUUUUAGACUGUCAAGUUAUAGCAUUCAGAUCUGUUCCCUUCAGCAACCACACCAGCGUGGACUCCCUGUGUAACUUCCCACCCUUGACUUGGAGACUGGAUGAAUUUUCCACCUAUGAGGAAUUCCUGCGGCUGACCCAGAACGGUACCCAGCUACGGAACUUCACUCUGGACAGGAACAGUGUCCUAGUGGAUGGGUAUUCUCCCAACAGACAUGAUGCCUUGACUAAGAAUGCUGACCUCCCCUUCUGGACCAUCAUCCUCAUCUGCUUCAUGGGUCUCCUGGGACUCAUCACCUGCCUGAUCUGCUGUUUCCUUGUCACCAUCUGCCUGCAGAAGAAGAAGGGAGACUACAAGGUGCAGCGCCACUCCCUGGGCUAUUACCUGCCACCCCUAGAUUUGAGGAAGCUGCAAUGA